This is a messenger RNA of Amphibalanus amphitrite, 2494 nucleotides long. Its product is annotated as arrestin domain-containing protein 17-like. The transcript has 6 exons. Bases 308 to 1312 code for a protein of 334 amino acids. The record is from RefSeq and is a predicted model, not a curated record. Gene Ontology annotation, cellular component: cytoplasm. Gene Ontology annotation, biological process: protein transport. Lineage: Eukaryota; Metazoa; Arthropoda; Thecostraca; Balanomorpha; Balanidae.
UCUCGCUCGGCGCGGGCCGCGGCUCCCGGCGAAAGUUGUGCCGCGUCCGCCGGCGGCCGGCAGUGCUCUCUGGGACCCCGACCCGCGGGUUGGGUGACGCGUUUCGCCCGUGCUGUGGUGUUUGAAGGGGCGUGUCUUUGCUGGAGUGAGCGCUGGUCGAGACGAGUCCCGUCGUGGUCAUGGUGCUGAGUUGUGCGUUAUGCUCACAUCUCUCCGACGAGAGUGACAUUUCGCGUCUGUGACCGCCACCCCCGCCCCCUCCCCGCCCGGCGCUUUCCCUCGUGUGUCACCCCUGUGAGCGUCAGCCAUGCCGCGGAAACUGCUCAAGUUCCUGAUUCUUUUCGACAACCCGACGCUGCUCUAUUUCCCGGGACAGUUUGUCAGCGGUCGUGUGCUCGUCGAGCUCGAAGAUGAGACCGCCGUUCAAGGUGUCUUUUUCCACGUGGUUGGAGAAGGAACGGUCAAAGUUAGCGACCGGCAAAACCAGCGACACAUCGACAAAGAAAACUACAUCGACUUCAAGAUGAGGCUUUUAGGAGAGCCAGGUCAAGCUCCAGUGCUUCUCUCUGCCGGCAUCCACAGCUUCCCGUUCAAGCUGGGCCUGCCGCUGGGUCUGCCGUCUACCUUCCUCGGAAAGCACGGCUGGGUGCAGUUCUUCUGCAAGGCGGCCAUCAAAGAGAACGGCGGACUGGUGCACAAGAACCAGCAGGUGUUUAUCGUCAUGAACCCGAUCGACCUCAACGUCGAGCCGCCCGUCCUUGCGCAACCGUUUCACUGCGAGAUUGAACACAAGCUGGGCCUCACGUGCAUGACGUCGGGCCCCGUGCAGUGCCGCGUGCGGCUGGACCGCGGCGGCUACGUGCCAGGAGAGACCAUCGGCGUCUGGGCAACCAUCGACAACCAGAGCAGGGUUACCAUCAAAAAGACGGCCGCCUGUCUCAGUGAGACCAUCCACUACCUCUCACGGAGUAAGGUGGUAAACACGGAGCGACGAGAGCUGGUGCGGAUAACACGCGGCAAAAUCCGACCCGGCGAGGUGGACGACUGGAAGAACGAGCAGCUCUUCAUCCCGCCGCUACCGCCCACCAACCUGCGCGGCUGCCACCUCAUCAAGAUCCAGUAUGAUGUCUUUUUCAUCAUCAAACCAGACAACCUGGAGAAGGAGAUCAAGCUGCAGCUGCCCAUCAUGAUCGCCUCCUACCCGUACCGCAACCCCGACGGCACCCUCCGGAGGAAGAGGGGCGCAGAGUAUCCGGCCAGCCUGCCCGUCUUCAGGCCCUGGCUCGACAUGAAGCGGAAGGUGGUCACCUAGCUGAACAGGAUGGUAACCAAGCGGCAGAGGUUGUGGUGUUGUGUGAAGUGAGUCAAUGUUGCAAAGAGGAAUGCUGCCAGGGCAUAGGCUUAUGCUAUGGCAGUGGUCAUUGUGAAUAGAGGAAUAUCACGUGACCAGUGAGUGUGGUAAAUGACGAGCUCGCACAGGACAUCACGUGAUAUGCGGUGGAUGCCGUCAAAGGCCGUUGUUUGGAGAAUGACACGUGAUCUGCACGAUGGAAAUCGUGAGACAACGAAGGGCAAUCACGUGAGCAGGACGGCUGUGCCAUCAGGCCAUCAGCCAGUGCGCAGGAAAAUGGAAAAUGAUGCGAAUUUUGUGAAACGGCAAGUCAUCUGAGCCGUGAGAUUGGGGUACACUCGCCUGGGACUUGACGUUACCAACCACAUAUAAGAGGAAAACUAUUGUUUUGGAUUGCUAGCGUCAUCGAUAUGAGCCAGUCGAAGAAAAGUGUUAGGAUGAGAGGUCCGCUGCGAUCAGGCGGCCAGCGAGUGUGGGGCGGACGAUUUACGGCGACAGACUCUUCCCGAAUACUGAGAAUGAACGUCACAUAGUGAGCUGGAACGGUCACAAACAGACCUUCCCCGUGCCGACACUGAGCGACAGACUGCAGUGCAAUGCUAUCGGGCGUUGUAUCCCAGCAGUUGUAGUGCGAAAGCAUGAGUAAAUGUGUGCUCACUGCUCGCUACUGCCUGGUUUGGUCCGUAAACGUCAAUGCCCGUUGGCGUUGGAAGUGCAAGAUACGGGGAUUUAGCGUUUGCCAGUUCCGUGAUAUCCUCUGGCAGUUGUGCGUCGGUUUGACAUAAGUUACACCGAAAUGUGGUAUCCUUAGGUCAUGUAUGUAAAAGUGAGCUGUUUUUUAUUAACUUAAAUGCCUUUAUCGGGUGUGAGUUACGCAUUUAUGCCAUGUUAGCUUGCGGUGUCUGUUGUUAUAUCGACAGUGUGUACUCGAAUGUUCGUAGUAAGGUCAACAACUAACGUUUGAUAUUUAUGAUCCGUGGCGCGCGAGCUCAAAUGCGUUACGCCCUAUUGUAUAUUCAACACCUGUGUGUAAGCAUGAUCAUUAACAGAAACACGAGAGUCUAAUCCAUAACAAAAAUAUUUAUACACAUACGAAAUCUAGCGUGGGGACCGGUGAGGAUGAGAAUAUAGAGAUAAAGCGAG